AGCUGCAGACAGUGCGGCUUUAAAGGAGACUCCCUCCAGAUUUUUUUUAGUCUAAUUAUAGCACAAGCCAAUGAGCAGAUCGGCUGCUGCUCCCCUCCCAGACCCUGCCUAGCGAGCGGGGUUAGGCGGCAACAGCAAGAGCGCCCGGCGCCCUCCCUGAAGGCAGCCCGGCAGGAACCGAGCUCAGCUGGCCGCAGGAUCGGACGUGCGAGGCUGCUCAGCUGGUGCCGGCGUUUGGAGGCUGCAGCGCUCGGUGCCCGAGCAGACUAAGCCCCCCCCCCAGUCUCCUGCAGCUCGCAGCUUCGCCCAGGGGCCGGUCCCGCUCCUGGGCACUGAUUAGCGGGGGGCGUGCUGCGGUCCCUGGCUUGGCUCUGCCCCCGGGGGGGAAUGUGGAAAUGGCCGGUGACAGGAGCCCUGGGGUCUUGAGCCGGCAGCGUUUCGGGUUCUUGCUGCUAGCUGCGGCGGCGGCAACUGGGCUGUGCGGCGGGGUCUCUGCAGUCAAGUCUCCCAGCUGCCACGAAGUGAGGACGGCGUUUCAGAUCCGGCAGAUCGGUCCCCUCAAGCUGGUUCCCGAUGUGCCCACUGCCGAAUCGGAUUUGCAGAUCUGCCAGCACAGAGCACUAACCUGUUGCACUAAAAAGAUGGAAGAAAGCUACCAGACAGCUGUUCGGAGAGAGAGGACUCAGAACAUCCAGGCCUUGAACUUUGAACUGAAAUAUAUGAUAGUUGGUCAUAUCACAGCUUUUCAAGAGGCCUUUGAGUCAUUGCUUCGCUUUGCAGAGAAUCAUACAACCUCCCUGUUUGAGACGGCUUACAGAGCCAUGGCAAAAGAAGCUGCAGAGCCUGUCAAAGAACUUUUUACAGACCUCUCUCUGUAUAUUUUGGGUGCUGAGACUACAGUGGAAAAUGCAGUUUUACGGUUCUUCGACAGUCUCUUUCCUUUGGUUUACAGUCGGCUAAUAAACCCUGGAAUUAUAGAUUUAUCAGAGGAAUAUACCGAGUGUCUACGACUAACAAGACAAGACAUAAAUCCCUUUGGACGUUAUUCUAAAGAAGUGGUUACAGAGCUGUCAAAAUCUCUUUGGGCAAGUAGGAUGCUAAACCAGGCCCUCAAUAUGGGCAUUGAAGUGAUAAACACAACUGAACAUGCCGCUCUUACAAAGGAAUGUAGCAGAGCACUCGUGAAGAUGCAGUACUGUCCACAUUGCCAAGGACUGACACUAAUCAGACCUUGUGUGGGAUAUUGUCUAAACGUAAUGCGAGGCUGUUUGGCCAGUGUGUCAGAGCUGGAUACUCAAUGGAGGGAGUAUAUCUCCACACUGGAAUAUUUGACUAAUGAAAUGGCUGGGUCACAUGAUCUGGAACUUGCACUUCUGGGAAUCAGGAAUUCAAUCAAUGAAGCCAUCCUGCAUGCACAAUUGAAUGGGCCACAACUCUCUGCCACAGUUGACAAAGUGUGUGGCCAGCCCCAAGAAAGAGAAGCAAAACCUUCACCAGAUAAUACAGUGCAAGCAAAGGACGUGUCUGAAACACAGGCCCUCACGAUGGCUCACUCUGCUAAUCUAAACAAUAAAAGGAGUUCUCUGCCUCUGAAAGCUUCAAAGAAUGACAAAUCCAGAAGUUUGAAAAAAAUCUCUCGAGAGUUCAUCAGCUACAUGAAACGAUCCCGAACCUUUUAUGCCUCUAUAGCAGAAAGGCUGUGUGAUGGAGACCUGGUGAUGCGGGACAGCUCGACUUGUUGGAAUGGAGAGGAUGUUGUGGAAAGUUACACCAGCAGAGUUGUUUCCAAUGGACUGAAGGCACAAAUUAAUAACCCAGAAUUGAAAGUCAAAGGAUUAGACCCUCUCAUCAGUCAUUUAAUUGACAAACUUCAUCAUUUUAACCAACUGGAUACAGAGAAGACAAAAUUGAAAUUGGAACGAUGGGCUUCAAGGGAAAGUGGCAGUGGGGGCGGGAAAAGUGAAGCAAUGGAAUCAAGCGGGGACUGUGAUGAUGAGGAUGGAUGUCAAGGAUCUGGUGACAGAAUUCACACAACAGAUGUACUCAAAGAAAAGAAGGCCUAUUCGGAAGAUAGGAAUGAACCAAAACCAACUGUGAAAAAGAUUGACACCACGGCUACCAUAACCACAACCAAGUCAUCUUCUAAACACGAUCUAGCCGGAAAUGCAGGCAAUCUAGCCUCUAGUUCCUCAUUUUUCAUUGUAACAGCACUAGCGAUUUUGUGGCACUGUCUGUCGUAGCUGCAUUGUAUUGCAACAACUGUCCAAGAAUUUGUGUCGAUUGUCAUUUAUACCUACAGCCUUACCCAAUGGAAAACAAAGUCAAAUGGCUCUCUAAUAUUAUAUGGUAUGUUAGAAUGAAUGCUUUAAAAAAGUCUGAGAUUGGCUGAUAGUAAUUGUCAGCACUUACACUGUGUCUGAAGAAGGUCCUUGAUAAUAUCUUAUCCACUCAAGAUAUAAAGGGAAUGAUGACAGGGGAUCUGAGUAGUUUAAGUUAUUGGGGUAGAAAUAAUUAACACUAAAAUUGUAAAUUACUAUAUUGGUAUUUUUCCCGUUUUACUGGGUAGUUUCACCGGUUGUUUCUGUUUGUUAAAUUCUUGCAAUAAGUUCAAAUGAACGAUCAUUCUUCUGGUGCAAGUUAAUACAAAUGGUAUUUCUCUAGUGAACAGCUAAUAACCUAUGUCUACAGUGGUGAACCAUGUCAAGUGAAAUACUCUCUACUAGUUUCAUAAAGUUCCUAAGUGGUCAAGAAGGUAAGAGCAUGUUUGACCCUUUUGUUUUCGCUCUUACUGUUUAGAUUUUAGGACACAAUAUAAAAACACAUAUGGUAUGUUUGUAGUGUGUAAGUAUAGUUGCCUUUACCAUUUAAACAAAUUUUUAGAAACACUUAAUGUUUUACCGAGGCAUAUAGACAAUGAGUUUCCCUGCCACACAAAACUUCAUUAUCAUAUGUUCAGAGCUUACUGGAUGAAUGUCUGACAAAGGGAAACAUAAGUAAACAUUAUAAUGUUUUAAUCAGCUGAAUGCAGUUAUAUAUGAAAAAAGCUAAUUUCGUUCAAACGUAUUUUAUCUGUUUCCUGUUGGAGAGGACCUUGUUUCCACCUCGGUGUCAGAGAUAUAAAGUGUUUGGAUUCCUCUUGCCCAAAAAGUGGUCUCCAUGAAUUGUAGAUCUCUAAACUACAAUAUGUUCCAUAAACCAUGUAUUAUUUAAUUGUUUACUAUUUUAAAUUGUGCUAUCACAAUAGAAGUAAAUGUAAAACAAUCUGAAAUCUAGAACAACCUUAUCAGUCAUUUCUCACUUUGAUUUUCUAUACUAGACAGUGUCAGAAAUCUUCAUUUUAUUGUGAUGAGAAUUUUUGAUUUAAGUCAAGGAAACACUGACGUGUUUGGAAACUAUGAUGGAAAGGUACUAUGAUGUAAUUAGAUGCGUUGAGAACUAAUAUGUGUAUUUUCUGACAACAGUAUUUAUAGUGCCAUUGAAAAUAUAUACAUACGGUAUGGUAUGAGUACAGUGAUUAAUGAUAAAUAUAUGAAGCAUUGGGAUUGUUAACAUAUUUUACUUAAUUUCAUAACUAUUUCCACCAUUUAAUGGCCAUUUUCAUGCUGCAGGCUGUAAUAAGAUUUAAUGUAAAGACAUAUGCCUUUAAUUUUUUUUGAGGGGUGGGGGAGUAAAACAUCUCUCUUCAGCACUUAGAUUUAUACAAGCACUGACAUUGAUUCAAGAGACAAACCAUAUAUCAUAUCAACCAAGUCCUGGGUGUGACAGUAUAGAAUAGGAGGGCAGGAUAUCAUUGUACUUGUGUGUGUUCAUGCGGUGUUAGCAAAAAUUACUAAUUAGCUCUAUAUUCGCAAAGGAGGAGAUUUGACAUGUUUGCAUUUGGUCUUUAAAAAUGUGUAAGUGCACAACUGUAUAAGCAAAAGCUUACACAUGUGGAAACUGAGAGUGGUCACCUCAAGCAGAGUCGCAUUCCAAUUCUUUUAAUGCUGGAAGAACAAUCUGGCACCACCAAGACAAAAAGGAAUAAGAUGCUUAGAGCAUUAUCAUGAAACAUUCAGUGUUGGAAUUCUGACUUUUCAACAUGUUAAUGAGUUAAUACCAUCAAGUAGUGAGUUCACAUUGUAUUAAUGAGAAUGAAUCUUGCAGACAUAGUAUGAAAGUUGCUGUCAUACAGUUUUUCAGAGUUCACUGAUACAGUAAAUGAACAGCACCAGCCUAUGCAGUCAUACAGUAAAAUUGCCAUUUAUGCACAUUUUUACAGCCCUUGAGUCCUUUCAGAAAAGUGUACGUUCACAUGGGCAGUUAUGCAAGUUCUUCCUUUUGUACCUUGAAGUGAUUUCCUAAUUCUUUACCGUUUCACAGGACCAGAUGAGAUACCUGCCUUUAGACAGCUGUAUCUAUGAUUAGGCACCUAAAUAUGAGUAAUGGGUACCCAAAUGCUGAUUUAGACACCUAGGGUGAAAUCCUCAGCUGGUGUUAAUCAGCAAAGCUCCAUUGAAGUCAUUCACAGAUGUACACUGGAAGAGGAUCUGGCUGUUAAGUCAGUAUUUUCAUAGUUGAGAACCUAAAAAUCAAUAUUUAGGUGAGUAUAUCAGCGCUUGAAUACCUCAAAUGUAUAUUUAGGUGCCAAAAUAUGGAUCUGGGUCUCUGUGUUUUGAAAUUAUCUCUCCAGAUGUGCAACUUCUAGCUUGUGAGAGAGUUUGAACAUCCACAGCAUAUCCGAGUCUGCUUUUUGAGAAUCGUGCUGUAAGAGUCAUUGUGCUGGUGGAUCAGACUACAGCGAUCCAUCUAUCCUAGUAUCAUAUACCCAAGAGUGGCCAGUACCAGUACAUCAGAGGAAGGUGCAAGAAACCCUGCAGUAGGCAGUUAUGAAAUACCCUGCCCAAAGAGAAAUUUUCUUCCUAAUCCCCAUUAGCUGGAGGUUGGUGUAGACCCUGAAACAUAGUCUUGCUAAACUGAAAGAUUAAAUAUUUUAAUCUUUAUUUUGAUUUAUAAAUUUCCAUGUGUCUAGUGUAUUACACAAGACAGUAGUUAAUCCAGCCCCUUUCAAACUAACCAGACUAAAAUAACACUGCACAAACUGUAGGGAGAAAAAUUCAUCAACUCACUUCACUGGAUUCAACCCAUAUUUUAAUAAAUACAGAUGGUACAGGGAAGGAAAGGGAGAAAAAUUUACUAUGGAGAGCUCUCAUCAAUACUUUUCACAUCAACAUAACUAGAACAUCUCCUACUGAAUUUAACACUUUAAAGAGAGUAAGGGUCAAACUAGCAUGUAACACGUUCAUAGUGUACGUCAGAAAUGUGCUGCAGCUUUAAAGACGUAAUAGGAUAUUAUAUCUAACACAUUACAAAGCAUUUUUCUUCACAGGUGAGUUGGAGCUGAAUAGAGGAAUAUUCUUCAUUAGGUAUCAAAUUCACAUCCAAAUAAGGCAAAAACAGCUAACCAUAUCCAACAAAGGGAGUACAGUAUAUCUUUUCAGAUUAAAAAUGAGAUGUGAACAUAGUUUUGCCAAGCAAUUAUAAAUUUUAUUUAGCCAGUGCUCUUUUAUGUUUGUUGUUUUGAUAUAAUCUAUUUUUGCAAUAUCCAACAUUGAUGAAUGCAAAGACUGGCACAUUGAGAACUUGCUCAUUUGUGGGUUAAAAUGAGUCUGCUGAGGGUUUUGUUUGUUUUGUUGGAGUUUUUUUCCAUAGUGAUGUGUAAUUCUUAACAGAGAGAGUGAAAUUGUCUGAUGUGCUGUCGCCACUUUGCACUGCACCACUAAUCUAUCCUGGGCCAGAAUAUAAAGGUUAUGCUCCUGUUAGGGAGGAUCAUCCCUGCAUAAGGGAGAUGCUCCUGACAGCAUUGAGCCAGCAGAGAGAAAAGUGGGUGUGGUUGUUGGAGGAAAUGGUGUGUGGCUGAGAUGCCUUGCUGAUCCCCAGCUGUGUUUUCAACCUCCCUGGGGCUACUGAAGCCUUGCUGAAGUGCGAGCAGCCUGAAGGUACAGGGAGAGUGGCCCUGCGAACAGUUGCAGCAGGAUUUGCAGAUUGCAAAGGUACUAUUAAGGCAGCUUUAUGCUCAUAUGCCCUUACUUGCACUCUGUACAAUUUACCACACCUCAGCAUCUGGCCCAUAAUUUCUAGCCUACGUAUUGCAACAGUAAGACGUAUUUUCAAGUGCACAUGCUAUUGUGUCAUUGCAUAGAGAAAUUUAGGACUCUGGCUCAGUAAUGAAUCUUUAGAGGUACAAAUAAUAUCUGUCUGAGCUCUAUAAGGGCUGCACAGCAAUUACUAUCUACUGCCACAUUUAUUUCAGAAGAUCUGUGUAUGGGGAUCGGGUAAGAUUUCCAUCUCUCUCCAUGUGCUCCAUCUGGUCUGUCAUUAACCCAAGUCCAUUUUCCCCAUGCGUAUAGAGCCUUAUUUUAACUGUUAACAAGCAUUAUAACCCUGGUUCAGCAAGCCAUCCUUUUUUAGCACAGCACAUGCUUAAAUUUAAGUAGGUCCCAUUCAUAUCAAUGGAAUUUAAGCAUGUGUUUAAGUGUGGUAACUGAAUAGGAAUGGACAGCAAUAAGCAAAGCUCCGAGUUUGGCUGAAAUUGGCUGAAUUGCACAUAACUAAUAUGUGGGUGAAAUUUCACCCAUCAGAGAACCCCCGUAAGGCCUAUGCACUGUUCAAAUAGCACCCAAGCUGUUCAUAAGCCUUUGCUCAUCCUCUCUGCACAGAGACAGAUUUCACUCUGAAUAGGAAAUACCAUCUGCAGUAUAAUAUAUUUGCCAUCAUCUCUCACAAUAUCAUUGUUGAAUUUUCAAAUAACCUAGGAAUAGUAUAUGCUCAAGUCAUAUAGUGUCUACUGCAACACUGUGCUGUUAGGGUUACUGCUUUUAGUGGCACAUGGCAUGUCUGUCAAUGAGCCGUGAAAGGUGGAUCAAAAUUUGGCUUUUUUAGCUGUGACAUGCUCCCAUCAAAAAGAGAAACAAAAAAAACCCCACACCUGCCACAGUGAUAAUGUUAGAUUAGCUAUUCCAUCUCCUCAAAAGUCCAGAAUUCUUCCCAAUCAUGCAUUCUCCAGCAUUUUGUCCUGUCAAUUUCUAAUGAUUAAAUUUUAAUUUGCAUUAAAUAUUAAGACACUAAAAAAGUAAAAAAAAUAUUGCCCAAGAUAGAAAGUGAGUACACUUAAAAUUAAUUCUGGUUGUAGAGAUUAUAGAUUUCAGAAUGGUUUCCUGGACUUCAAAUGGGGAACACUGCUAUACUCACUAAUAUCUCCAGAACUGGACCAACUUUUUUAAAUGCACCGAGAGUAUAUCACCACAUAAUGUGUAUGUGAGAGUCUAAUUCACUGGACUCAGAAAGAAGUGUAGAAAUAAUGGGUGCAUUAGAUUUCUUACUUACGAAAGCUAAUAUUUCUUACUUCUGAUCAAAGUGUGCCCCCUUUUUUGGAUUUUAGGGCAGGUAUUCACAUCCAUCUUGUUCAAAUGUCUUUUGACAGACAGACUUACCGCAAUGCUGCUACAGUUCUGAGAGGAGACUCCAGGACACAGCUGAUCAGCCACAUUUUCAUGCUGCACCUUUGUGACUGAGAUUAUAUCAAAUCCUUACAAUGGCACAGUAUUGAACAUUUUGGGCUUUAUUAACAUAUUAGAAUGGCUGUUACUCUACAAUAGUGUGAUUUUCAUUUAUAUAUGGAUAUACACUAACUGAAAUCUAUUGGUGCUUUUUAUGCAAUACAGAAAGUACUUCAUUAGAUAGCAGGUAUCAACUGCUAAUGUUCUCAUAUCUGUGCAAAAUGCAUUAGUACUGCCUUGCACAAGUUCUACAGUUUGCACUUUAUCAUUAUAGUUAAUCUUUAGUAAAUUGGCCAAUACUUUGUAAUUAUAAUAUUAGCAUCUAAUUUAACAGCAUCUUUAAAAAAGCAUUUGUUGCAUAAUAUAAGCAAUUAACAUUUAUUCACUUUGUCUGUAACAGGGGGAUAUAUAAUUUAUCCAUGAUGGCCUUUCUGUGCACCUAAUUAGUACCUGGUUGAAUUAUUCUACAAGCUAUGGACAUUUAAUUUGACCAGUAAUGUACUGCUAGUUUUAUAAAUUCCUUGCAAAUAUACACUUGUAUAAUUACUUUUCAGCUAAGUAGAAAACAAUGUUUUCAUAUAUCUUCUGGGUUUACAAGGCAGGCUUUUAGGCUGCAAUAGCAAGAAUAGGUACUGACAUUUUUCAUGCACUUUAAAAAUGGAAUUAGUCAGAUACCUCUUUUCCAUAAUUCAUUAUAGUAUAUCAGAUUUAUAGCCUGCUUUAUUCUGUAAUGAAAAAGAAAGCAGUGAGACAUCAAGAACAUACCUCCUAAUGAAAUUCCGUAUCUGCAUAUUCGUAUGUUAGGAAUUUCUGCUGAUCAGAGACUAUAUCAAAAGUGUUGCAAUACUGGAGUGUCAAGGAUAUGAUGUUAAAUUUGUAGAAAUUGGAUCAGACUGAUUAAGUGACAUAAGUAAGUUUUUAGUUAGCUACAUGUUCUAUUUAAAUGUGCAGUAAAUUGAGCAAGAUCACUUGGUCUUUCAAGAAAGGAGAUCUGAGACAAACUUUCCAGCAAGAAUGCCAACAUCAGACAUUUGAUUUACUUAUUUCAUAAAUGUUGUGGUAGCAGAGGUUCUGAGGCUUUUCCAUGUGGUUGUGAGGACGACUGUUAGGAAGGGGCCAGAUCCCCUCCACUGGCUUCAGUGGAGCUAUGCCAGUUUACACUGGCAAAGGAUCUGGCUCAAGAACAUAAAAUCCUUCCCAAAGAGCAGAAUCUUAUUUCAGGCACAAUUCUGAUAUUAUAUUAUGAAAAUUCAGAGUAACUCCAUUGACUACAAAUCUCGCUGUUCUCGGGUUUUAUACUGCCACCCAUCGCUAGAGUAUCUCUGCACCUUCCCCAUAAAAUCAAUAGCAAUAGCCCCAUGGGGAUACUUAGAAAAAUUAAUCUGAAUUAUCUAACAGUGUGAAUUUAAAAUGAAUUAAUCUUCUUGCAUUAAAUUCCUGUUUAGAACCUAAACCAAAUUAAGGCCACUUUAUUUCUGAACGAGAGUACCCACACAGGGGUUUAAUUUAGUUUAACUAAUCCACUUUAAAUUCACACCUUUAGUUAAUUCAGAUUAACUUUCCAGAGUCCUCUUGUAGACAAGUCCAUAGAAUCUCUGAUACUUCUCCCUUUGGGGGUUAAAACUCAGCUUGGGAUAGGAGAAGUAGAGUAUUCAUAUUGUGAGCAUCACUCAUGGUGGAAAAGUUCUCUCAAAGAAGAUUUUGCAGCAUUUCCUAAAGACAGUCAGACUGGAUUUGCUUGAUCUCCUCUGGAAGAUUGUUCCAUAGCCAGAUCUACUCAACAAAGAAUGUUUUGUCCCCAGCGUUCAUAUACUUCAUUCUGAACUUUGUGACCUGCAUUGUCCCAUAGGAGCACGGUGGUCACAGAUCAAAAUCUGGUCUUUGAUGUAGCUGGGGCUUGCUCUAUUAUUGCUUUGAAAAGUCGGACCAAGGUCUCAUGCUCAGAGCAGUCUAAAUCAUGGAGAUGGUGGGUAUCCGCAUUCCGUACCAGUUGGAGCUUGCGUAUCUUCACAUUCAACUUCAGAUACAAGGAGUUACAGUUAUCCAACCUGGUUAUAGUAAUCCAGCCCUGAGGUAACAAAUGCAUGGAUCGCUGUGGCCAGCUCCUCAUCUAGGAGGAAAAGACACAUUUUCCUAGCAAGCUGGAGGUGAAAAAAAGGCUUUUUGGAAAGUGAUACUACCUGGUCCUACAAGUUUAGUGAGGAGUGAAACAAGACCCAGGGCGUGGACUACUUCGACCUGGAUUCCACUGGCUACAAUGAUUUACACUGAAAUCAGAAUCUGGCCUGAGAGAAGAUUGUGCAUUUUGGGAAGGGUUUCAUUUUAAUACGAAAUUGAGUAGAAUUCUGCCCACUUGACCGGAAAGGGAGUGACCAUACAUGGGCUAUUUUCUAUUUUUGAAAAGAGCAAUGAGACAGCUCAUGCCCUAUGGAUGAUGAAACAUAUAUGGGCAAAACACUUAGGCAAGUUUCAUAAACAGUACCCAAGAGAAGCAGUAAUAAGACUUUUCUUGUUCUCUAAUUGGAAAAUUAAAAACAUUCAUUUGAUUGGAGCUUUUCUAAUUCCAUGUUAGCAAUGAAGAAUGGAUGGAACGUGUUCCACUACUUUCCAAAUGUUUACUGGAAAAGGCUGAUAUAGCAGCAAUACUAUAUAAAACAUUUAUUGUACCUCUUUUAUUAUAUGGGACAAUACUAGAAUAAAAAAUAGAAACCAGUAUACUAAACCUGCAAUAUACAACCAUUUAUUGUAUUUACUGUACUUUAAUGUAUCAAAACUAAUAUAGUAUGAAUGUUUACAAUACAUCAGGAGUAGAAGUUACAAUAAAAAAUCCUGCUUUGUUAUUUAGGCCUUUAAAAAAUUAACUUAUGGUCUCUUGGUCUUCUUUAAUUCACCUUCCUUUAUGGAUACUAAUAGCACAUUUAUGUUUUUAUUUUACAUUAAUUGUAUUGUGUGUAUUUUAAACUCCAAAGUACAUUGUUUUGGCCCUAAGCUAUAUUCAAUCCCUAGUAACUAUUCACAUCAGCCGAGCACUUGUUUUAUUUUCAAAAUUUUUACUUAUAUUUGAUUGAAUUAACUCAUCAACUUUCUUCAGUUUGUUUUCAGUACUGAACCUGAAAAAGAGUUUUUAAAAAGCAGUCCAGAAUCAUUGGCUUAAUAAUAAUUAGCAAGGAUUCUUUGAGAAAUUGUAAUAAAUUAUGUGAUUUGUAAAGGACGGUGAUCUGUGAAUGGUAAUAAAAAUACAUAAUCCACAACAGGA
Molecule: messenger RNA, 10791 nt
Organism: Gopherus evgoodei (Goodes thornscrub tortoise)
Lineage: Eukaryota; Metazoa; Chordata; Testudines; Testudinidae
Product: glypican-5-like
Exons: 9
Coding region: 396-2240 (614 amino acids)
Biological process (GO): positive regulation of canonical Wnt signaling pathway; regulation of protein localization to membrane; cell migration
Cellular component (GO): plasma membrane; cell surface; extracellular region
Source: RefSeq, a predicted model, not a curated record